This is a messenger RNA of Diaporthe citri, 2379 nucleotides long. RefSeq lists its product as uncharacterized. The transcript is spliced from 2 exons. The coding region runs from base 1 to 2379 and encodes 792 amino acids. Gene Ontology annotation, biological process: dephosphorylation. Gene Ontology annotation, molecular function: phosphatase activity. The record is from RefSeq and is a predicted model, not a curated record. NCBI's taxonomy places the organism in Eukaryota, Fungi, Ascomycota, Sordariomycetes, Diaporthales, Diaporthaceae.
AUGGUGGAAAUUAGACAGACCAUAGAAGAUGUCACUGCGGUGGCCCGGGGCGAGACAACCCGAGGCUGCCUCAGAUUGACGGACUACCACAUCAUCUUUACCGCCCCCCCUCUCAAAACCGAAGCGGCCGAAAACGGCGCCAAAGAGCGCCCCCGAGAAUCAUGGGUCGCAUACCCCAUGAUUGCGUCCUGCGAGUAUCGACCGACUCCUCCGAACUCCGGACGAGAAUCUAGCAUCCGUCUUCGCUGUCGCGACUUCUACUUCGUCCUGUUCCACUUUCACGACCACAAGGAAGCUCAGGACGCCUUCAACCUCAUAAAAACUCGCUCGUGUCGGCUCGGUAGCAUAGACAAGCUGCAUGCCUUCAACUACCAUGCGCCAAAGCAGGAGCGCGGCAUAAAUGGGUGGCACUUGUACGACGCCAAAGCCGAGUUCCGGCGCCAGGGCAUUGGCGGCAAGCUACAGGACAAAGGCUGGAGGGUCUCUGACUUGAACGCCGACUACAGCUUCUCUCCUACAUACCCAUCUGUUCUCGUGGUCCCUAACAAGAUUUCCGACGCGACUCUGAAGUAUGCUGCCUCUCACCGCACUCGAUCCCGCGUGCCCACCUUGUCAUACCUGCACCCCAUCAACAACUGCUCCAUCACUCGGAGCUCCCAGCCCAGGGUGGGCAUCACCGGAAACCGCAACCGUCAAGAUGAAGCCCUGGUCGAGGCCUGCUUCUCGAAUCCUUACAUCCAGGAGGCGCCGCCCUCCUUGAGCGCCGACGCCAGUCCCUCGGGCAGCCAGCCUGGUCUUUCGGAGAAUGCUGACCUCGGCUCCGCCGAUCCAGACCCCACAGAGCCAGAGCUGCUGUCAGCUGGUGACGCUUUCCACGACGAGAAGGGAAAAAGGAUCAUCUUUGGGGCCCAGCAGCACAACUUGAUCAUUGAUGCUCGACCUGCCAUCAAUUCGAUGGCCAUGCAGGUCGUGGGCAAGGGCUCUGAGAACAUGGAUUAUUACAAAUUUGCGACGAAGGCAUAUUUGAACAUCCAAAACAUUCACGUCAUGAGAAACAGCCUGAACAAGGUCAUCAGCGCCCUCAAGGAUGGAGACAUCUCUAACGGGCCGCCCAGCCAGGACCUCCUUGCCAAGAGUGACUGGUUGAAGCACAUCACUGGAAUAUUGGACGGAUCGGCUCUGAUUGCCAGACAAGUGGGCAUACAGCAUUCACAUGUUUUGAUCCACUGCUCGGAUGGCUGGGACCGCACCAGCCAGCUGAGCGCCUUGUCACAGAUCAUGCUCGACCCCUACUACCGCACAAUCACUGGUUUUAUCGUGCUGAUUGAGAAGGACUGGCUGUCUUUUGGGCAUAUGUUUCAUCAACGAUCAGGGCCUCUGGGUCUGCUCGGGCAAUUUGUCUGUCUGGACGACGGAAUGGCUGGUACCAAAAUCGAGCCUGGUGACACUGAUGGGCGCACCGAGGUGUUGGAGAUGGCAUUAGAGAAUACCAAGGGCUUCUUCCGAAAGCACGGCUGGGGCUCGGACAAGGACAGGGAGGACUCGGACCCCGACAAUCUGGCUGCUGCUGCUGCCGCCGCUGCUGCCGCCAAUGAGCGGGCAUCAACACCAGCCAUAGAAGACCAAGCGACUCGAGAAAAGGAAAUCAGCCCUGUCUUCCACCAGUAUCUUGAUGCUGUGUACCAGCUGGUUCGACAAUUCCCCGACCGGUUUGAGUUCAACGAGCGUUUUCUUCGUCGUCUCUUCUACCACCUGCAUUCUUGUCAAUACGGCACGUUCCUGCUCAACAACGAGAAGCAGAGGAUCGACGCCAAACUCCAUGAGCGAACCUCGUCUGUCUGGGACUACUUCCUCAGCCGACGGGACAUAUUCACGAAUCCUAGUUACGAUCCUGUAGUUGACGACAACGUUAGGGGCAAGGAGCGACUGAUAUUCCCACGCCUUAACGAGGUGCGGUGGUGGUAUCAGCUCUUCAACAGGACUGACCAGGAGAUGAACGGCGCUUUGGAUGCGGCGGCGGCAACAACCGACAGGGUUGCAAAAGCAGUUCAAUCUGCCACAGCCAGCCCUCUGCCUGGUCACAGCGCCGCUAAUAGCGCUCCUGGAACCCCGCAGGCCCCCGGAAGUCCUCGUGCAAGCAGCUCCGCUGCAGGGUCCUUUGGCCAGACUGUGCUCGCUGGUGUGGAAGUCCCCCAUAUGCAACAGACGGGCCCGAAUAGCGGCGGUAUCCUUAGCAACCUCACCAAGGGUAUAACGGGUCUCGAGAUCGGCGGCUCUAGUGGACCGGGUAGUACACCCACCGCAGCAGGUGGCACCGCCUUGCCAUUAGAUGGGCAGGAGAUGACACAGAUGGGUUCGUCCGAGAAUGUAGCGCAGUAG